Molecule: messenger RNA, 2598 nt
Organism: Pleuronectes platessa (European plaice)
Lineage: Eukaryota; Metazoa; Chordata; Actinopteri; Pleuronectiformes; Pleuronectidae
Product: high-affinity choline transporter 1
Exons: 11
Coding region: 439-2253 (604 amino acids)
Biological process (GO): transmembrane transport; choline transport; acetylcholine biosynthetic process
Cellular component (GO): plasma membrane
Molecular function (GO): choline:sodium symporter activity
Source: RefSeq, a predicted model, not a curated record
AUCUCUCCCUCUCUCUCUCUUUUCUCCUAAACCUGUUUCUUACACACGUCCCGACCGACACUUAUACAUUUCAUGUGGCAUAGAAAAUUCUAGAUUUAAGGAGCCUUAAUACAUCUCGAUGCCAUUCGGCGCCAGAACCAGGAGAUAAGAAAUCUCUUUGUCUAAAGUUCCUUUGUGUAACAGGCGACCGACCGCCUGUUACACAAAGGAUCUGAGGUGUACAACCAGAACAACCAGUUCAACCAGAACAAGUCAGAGGGAGAUUUCAAGGGGCGUCUAUUAAACAAGAGACUGGAUGUAAGACGUGGUUGCUGAUUGCUCUGUGAGGUCGUCAGCGAGGAGGGAAGGCAGGAGGAUCCACAGGGGAAUCACACGUUUCUCUCACCAGUCACUCAGGUGAAAACACGCUGGUGUGAAGGACAGUCAACAUUCUUCAUCAUGGCAGUGAACAUCCCAGGAGUGAUAUUGAUGGUGCUCUUCUACCUGCUGGUCCUUGGGACUGGCAUCUGGGCUUCUUUCAAGUCCAAGAGGGAACAGAAGAAAAGUGGAGCCAAUGAGAUGGAGAUGACGUUACUGGGAAACAGGAGCAUCAACUGGGUGGUGGGGAUCUUCACCAUGACAGCUACAUGGGUUGGAGGAGGCUUCAUUGUGGGCACAGCUGAGAUGGUGUACACUCCGUCAAUGGGACUAACCUGGGCAGCCACCAUGUUAACUGCAUACAGCUUAUCUUUUAUUCUAUGUGGCCUGGUGUUUGCUAAACCACUAAGAGAAAUGAAGUGUGUCACCAUGAUGGACCCUUUCCACAUCAAGUAUGGACCAGUUCUGACAGCUGGACUGAGUCUGGCCUCAAUUUCUAUUGAUAUACUGUCUCAAGCAUUAAUACUGAUUUGUUUAGGAGGCACCAUGAGUGUGGUCCUGGAUUUGCCCUACACUCUGUGUAUCUGGAUCUCUGCUGCAGUGGUCAUCAUCUACACUCUGCUGGGAGGUCUCUACUCUGUGGCCUACACUGAUAUUAUUCAGCUUCUUCUUAUAUUCAUUAGCUUGUGGCUGUGUGUUCCCUUUGUCUUGAUGAACCCUAACUGCUUGGAGAUCAGCGAGACACUGAUGAACAACACCUUACACGCUCCCUGGAUUGGUGCACCAGGACUGGAGAAGACCGGGAUCAUGAUGGAUGAAUUCUUCAUGUUUGCACUGGGAAGUCUGGGAUAUCAGUGUUUACACCAGAGGACGUUGGCAGCUUCUUCAUUAGCCACAGCUAAGCUCUCGUGCUUAGUCGCUGCUUUCCUCAUACUUGUGUUUGGAACACCUCCGAUACUGCUUGGGGCAGCUGCUGCAUCUACAGCCGGCUUUCAUCGGGUGAAACCACACAAUCUUCCUCCUGUACAGACAUCUCAGCAGCAGGAGAGGUGCAGGGAUUUCCAUGCAGAGAGAUACAGACACACAGACACACUCCACACCUUUGAGGAUUGGAACCUGACGUCUUAUGGUUCUCCAUCUCCAUAUGAACGUGGGGAAGCAGCUCAAGUCCUGCCCAUCACAUUACAGCACCUCACCCCCUCCUUCAUCUCCAUAAUCGGAACAGGAUGUGUUGCUGCUGCUGUGAUGUCAUCUGCUGAUUCUGGUUUGAUUUCUGCUGCUUCUGUCUUCACCUCCAACAUAUACAAGAACCUCCUGAGGCCACAGGCGUCAGACAGAGAGAUUCAGUGGGUGAUCCGAGUUGCUGUGAUAGUCGUGGGUUUGGUUGGUACAUCACUAACCAGCCAGGAAAACAGUGCCUUAAUCUUCUGGAUUCUUAGUGCUGAGGUGGCCUACAUCAUAAUCUUCCCUCAACUGGUCUGCGUCCUCUUCGUCAAUAUCUCCAAUGGUUAUGGAGCUGUUAUGGGCUGUGUGGUGGGAUCGGUGAUCAGAGUUCUCUGUGGACUCCCAUCACUCGGGCUGCCAGUUGUCCUCCACUUCCCAGGAUGUGUUGUUGAGGAUGGAGUUUAUGCCCAGUACGCUCCAGUUAAGACCAUCUCCAUGCUGUCUGCCAUUGCUGCCAUCGUGUUGUUCUCCUAUCUGACGUCUGUGCUCUUCAACAAAGGCCUGUUACCUGAGAAGUGUGACGUGUUCCAGGUGAAAGUCCAGCAAUCAGCAGGAGAGCUGACACUGGUUCAUGGGGCCAAAGAAGACCAUGAGAAAGAGACACUGGACAACACAUGUCCUCAGACUGAGGCCUCAGAGCCAAUGAUUAGCUCAGAGUGUGAGAGUCCCUGAAUAUCUGUGGUUUGAAUCCUAACACAGACCAGGAGGUUCUAUCACGUCACAUCACACAUCAUUUGUUAAUUUCUCAUGAUCUAUACGUUCAAAUGUAAAUUAUGAAAUUGUCUCAUAUUAAUUUGGCUGCCUCUUUAUGACCUACAACAGCAAAUGAGACUGUGAGAAAAUUUGCCUUUUUCUAUAAACCAGAGUAAUAAAUCAUAUUCACAUUAUAUAGAUGUUACCUUUAGGUCCCAUUUUCCAAAAGAAUGUCUCCAUAACGAUGAUAGAUACUCUACCUUGGAAAUUUAGGCUUCCAUUAGCGCAUAAGAGCAUAAGAAUAAUAAAAAGUAAAUAAGUUAA